Molecule: messenger RNA, 711 nt
Organism: Amphimedon queenslandica
Lineage: Eukaryota; Metazoa; Porifera; Demospongiae; Haplosclerida; Niphatidae
Exons: 3
Molecular function (GO): protein binding
Source: RefSeq, a predicted model, not a curated record
AUGUCAGGUACUUACAAAUUCAAAUGGAGGGCUAAGCACUCAGCUCCAGUAAUAGGAGACUCACUCUACCUGUGGGGAGGGGACGAGCUUGAUUUACCUGAAGUACAUGAUUCACCUCAAAAGAGGAAACUGACCUCAACAGUUGAGACAUUUUCCUUUUCAUCAGCUCGCUGGUCCUCUCACCUAACAAGAGGUACUCCUCCAUUAGGAGUCAUUGGCUACUCCUGUACCACCUUUCGUUCUAAUAUUUAUUAUUAUGCUGGCUGGUGUGGUCAUGAUCAGUGUUACCACAACAGUUUAACUGUACUAAAUACACUGACCAUGAGCUGGACUCAAUUGCAUCCUAAUGAUGAGUCCAGGAUGAAGAAAAUCAAUGGUGGAAUGCUAUCACUGGAAUUUGAUGGAACUGACUAUCUUCUUAUGGUCGGAGGGUCAGGUCCUACACUACCAGCUGUCAAACAUCCUCAGUUUCAAUAUGACCAGAUUGAGAGCCGUGGUGUCUUUACUAAUGAACAGUUGCUUUAUAAUCUAUCUAAUGGUCAAUUCACAGUUCCAUCUGUCAGUGGACAGUGUUGUCCACCAACUAGUGGCUUUACAAUCAACAAAAUAAAUAAAAAUAAAGGAAUAAUAGUGUUUGGAGGAGGAGUAACUAAUGAUGAGAUUACAUUUAAUAAUAUUGUGUACAUUUUUACUGUGGCACAUAACACAAUA